GGAGCAGCCGGUGGCUAAAAUUUUGGCUGGCUCCGCGGGCGCACGUCGUUUAGCGUUUCCGCUCGCCUUGGGACCUUGCCCCUGGCCCUCCGAGAUGCCGGGACCGGCCGUGGAGGCAGCGGCCAGGGGCGGCGGCUGCUGCGGGAAGACGGCCGGCAAGUGGGAGAAGACGUACCUGGAUGUCCUGGGCAUCUGCUGCACCGCUGAGGUGGCGCUCGUUGAGCGGCUCCUGGCGCCCAUCAACGGCGUGAGGGCGGUCACCGUCGUCGUCCCCUCCCGGACCGUCAUCGUCGACCACGACACGGCCGCCGUCUCCCAGUUCCACAUCGUGAAGGUUCUGAACAAGGCGGGCCUCGAGGCCUCCGUCCGAGCCUAUGGCAGCAGCGCCGGCGCCCCCGGGCGGUGGCCCAGCCCGUUCAUCGUGGCCUGCGGCGUGCUGCUCGCGGCGUCCCUGUUCGCGCCGCUCCUCCCUCCGCUGCGGUGGCUGGCGGUGGCGGCGGCCUGCGUGGGGUCCCAGCCCAUGCUGCUGAGGGCGUUCGCGGCGGCCGGCAAGCUCACCCUGGACAUCAACAUCCUGAUGCUCAUCGCGGUGGCCGGGGCCGUGGCGCUCGGGAGCUACACGGAGGCGGGCGCCAUCGUGUUCCUCUUCACCGUGGCCGAGUGGCUGGAGACGCUGGCGUGCACCAAGGCCAGCGCCGGGAUGCUGUCCCUGAUGUCCUCGGUGCCCAAGACCGUGGUGCUCGCCGAGACGGGGCAGGUCGUCGGCAUGGGUGACGUGGCGGUCGGCACGGUCGUCGCGGUCAGGGCCGGGGACGUGGUCCCCGUGGACGGUGUUGUGGUCGGCGGGCAGAGCGAGGUCGACGAGAGCAGCCUCACCGGCGAGUCCUUCCCCGUGCCGAAGCAGGCGCAGUCCGAGGUCUGGGCCGGCACCAUCAACUUGGAUGGUUACAUCUCCGUGCGGACGACGGCCCUCGCCGAGAACUCGACGGUGGCGAAGAUGGAGAGGCUGGUGGAGGAGGCCCAGAACAGCCGGUCCAGGACGCAGCGGCUCAUCGACUCGUGCGCCAAGCACUACACCCCUGCCGUGGUCGUCCUCGCCGCCGGGGUGGUCCUCGUGCCCGUCCUGCUGGGAGCUCCCGACCUGGAGCACUGGUUCCGGCUGUCCCUGGUGCUGCUGGUGAGCGCGUGCCCGUGCGCGCUGGUGCUGUCCACGCCCGUCGCCACCUUCUGCGCGCUCCUGCGGGCGGCCAGGAUGGGGCUCCUCGUCAAGGGAGGCAACGUUCUUGAGUCGCUGGGCGAGGUCAGGGUCGCCGCGUUCGACAAGACCGGGACCAUCACCAGAGGCGAGUUCAGCAUCAAGGACUUCCUUGUGGUGAGGGACAAGGUUCAAAUGAGCCAGCUACUUUACUGGGUAUCUAGCAUCGAGAGCAAAUCAAGCCACCCAAUGGCUGCUGCACUUGUCGAGUAUGCCCAGUCCAAAUCUAUACAGCCGAAGCCGGAGGACGUGACUGAGACUUGCAUCUACCAUGGCGAGGGCAUCUAUGGGGCCAUCAAUGGAAAACACAUCUACAUCGGAAACGAAAGGAUCAUGGCAAGGUCCUCGUGUCGUCAACAAGAAGCUGGCCACCGAGAAACAGAUGGCCUCAAAGGCGUGUCCGUUGGUCUCGUGAUCUGCGACGGCGAUCUCGUGGGCAAGUUUUCGCUCUCCGACACCUGCAGGACCGGGGCGGCCGAGGCGAUCUUGCAGCUGCGAUCAAUGGGGAUCAAGUCAGUGAUGCUCACCGGGGACAGCGAAGCGGCGGCCAAGCACGCGCAGGAGCAGCUCGGCGGCGUCCUGGAGGAGCUCCACUCGGGGCUCCUCCCGGAGGACAAGGUCCGGCUCAUCCGGGGGCUCCAGGCGCGGCACGGGGCGACGCUGAUGGUCGGCGACGGCAUGAACGACGCGCCGGCGCUCGCCGCGGCGGACGUGGGCGUGUCCAUGGGCCUGUCCGGGUCGGCGGCCGCCAUCGAGACGAGCCACGCCACGCUCAUGUCCGGCGACGUCCUGCGGGUGCCCAAGGCCGUCAGGCUCGGGCGCCGCACCCGCCGGACCAUCGCCGUCAACGUGGCCUCCUCCGUCGGCGCCAAGGCCGCCGUCCUGGCGCUCGCCGUCGCGUGGCGCCCCGUGCUGUGGGUGGCCGUGCUCGCCGACGUCGGCACGUGCCUGCUCGUCGUGCUGCACAGCAUGCUGCUGCUGAGGGACGCGGCCCGCGCGCGGCGGAGGUGCGGCGGGGCGUCCAAGGCGUGCUGUGCUACGGCGUGCAAGGCGCCCAAGACAGCGUGCUGCGCUACGGCGUCCAAGGCGUGUGGCGCGACGACGGUGAAGCCUGUGGCCACGAGGCCCCAGCCCGCGGGCGCAGGGAAGAAGGCCGAUAGGCCAGGAGGUGACAAGCAUGGUAAUGGUAAAGACGACUGCCAUCGUUGCUGCCACAAGCAGAGCAAGCUGCCCGAGGACGCCGUCGUGAUCGCCAUACCGGUACGAGCCGUGGAGCACCGGAAGGACGCGGCCGCUCACGAGAAGGCGGAAGGCAACGCCGCCGGGGGAUGCUGCGGUGGCGCUCCCGCUUCGGCCGCGUGCUGCGCGGAAGCACACGGUGGCGAGGACGAGGUGUGCAUUGUCAUCAGCGCGAGGUCGCCCUGCUGCAGCACGGCGAGGAGUCGGUCUGCUUCUCCCAAGGACGCCAUGUGCUGCGGCUCCGGUGGUAAAGACGGCGGCGCCAUCUCAGCCCUUGUGUGCUGACCUGACCUACAACACUAGCAUCUGUGGAAUAUCACGAGUACGACUUCGUAGAGUGCUCUUGUACUACGCUCCCCUUAGAUCAGUUGGGAAUAGUGGCUGGCCCAUUGUCAGCCUUGUUUUUUUUUCAUCACCGUCGCCAGCUUGUGCGUUGCCAUGGUGAAAUGAAAACAGCUGUUCAAUUUUCAGCUCCUGCUGGGCACUCUAGUA
This is a messenger RNA of Zea mays, 2986 nucleotides long. RefSeq names its product cadmium/zinc-transporting ATPase HMA3. The record is from RefSeq and is a predicted model, not a curated record. Gene Ontology annotation, biological process: transmembrane transport; monoatomic cation transport. Gene Ontology annotation, cellular component: membrane. NCBI's taxonomy places the organism in Eukaryota, Viridiplantae, Streptophyta, Magnoliopsida, Poales, Poaceae. The transcript has 6 exons. The coding region runs from base 95 to 2779 and encodes 894 amino acids. Gene Ontology annotation, molecular function: ATPase-coupled monoatomic cation transmembrane transporter activity; metal ion binding; ATP binding.